AUGUCUCAACAAAAAAUCAAUAUUCUUAUAGGAGCAACGGGGAGUGUUGCAAAAUCUUUAACAAAGGAAUUAGGUGUUGAAGUCACAACGGAUGCUGAUGAAUGGAAGGCCUGGAGUAAAAUGUCUGAUCCAGUUUUACAUAUAGAGGUGAAUAUUAAUGGG
Dentiscutata heterogama is the source of this 162-nucleotide messenger RNA. The record is from the annotation of a GenBank genome assembly. NCBI's taxonomy places the organism in Eukaryota, Fungi, Glomeromycota, Glomeromycetes, Diversisporales, Gigasporaceae.